This is a messenger RNA of Arvicanthis niloticus (Nile rat), 3011 nucleotides long. NCBI's taxonomy places the organism in Eukaryota, Metazoa, Chordata, Mammalia, Rodentia, Muridae. The record is from RefSeq and is a predicted model, not a curated record.
CUUAUCCUCCUCCGGAUCCUCCCGCUGUUUUCAAGCGGCCUGAAAAAAAAUUCAGAACGAGGAAGUGCUGACGCACCGGGCUCCACAGAUACUCCCCGAGGCUAGCCACCCGGACGGCUCACAGAUCUGGGGCGAGGACCAGACCGGAAAUGGUGGUUUCUAUGGUAACCCCUGAGCGGGUUGCCUGGGAGAUGACCCCUUUUGGUCUCUUUGAAUCUUAGCUGUAGCAUUACCUCGAAGGAGGAUCGAACAUCCUGGACUGUCUCCUGCCAUGAUUCCCGGGAAAUACCGCUCCGUUUCUGGCCGGGCUGCAAACAACGUGAACUGUGGACUUCAUCUGGUUAUUCAAACGUCGUCACUUUCUGACAAAAACAAAGUUGAAUUCAAGCUUAAUAGAGAAACCCCAUCAUUUCCUGGUAGACUUUUACAGCAUGACCUGGAGAGAAACUACUCGAGUAGGCAAGGAGAUGGAAGAGUAAUAAGUCCUUCGCCUCGUAAUAAGUCAUCAUGCAUCUCAUCCACAAGUAACGUGACAGAACUCUGUGGGCUGGACAUGAGAACUGCCACAACCUCCUUGUCAGCAUUUGGAGACUCUUCCAUUCAGACACCUUCAAAGCCCAGAAUCCGGCAGGGCUGUCAUAGUGCUGGCCCCAAUGUAUCUGGUGAUCACAUUAAUCUGGUGAGCUCAUCAAUGCCGUCAUUCCCAAUUCUCCAGCGUUCUUCUGAAGAGAAAACUCUUUACUCAGACAGGCUGACCCUAGAAAGACAAAAGCUGACUGUGUGCCCUAUCAUCGACGGGGAAGAGCAUCUUCGCUUGUUGAACUUUCAGCACAAUUUUAUAACUCGGAUCCAAAAUAUUUCUAAUCUACAGAGACUAAUAUUCUUGGACUUAUAUGAUAACCAGAUUGAAGAAAUUAGUGGGCUUUCCACUCUGAAAUCUCUUCGUGUCCUCCUGUUAGGGAAAAACAGAAUCAAGAAAAUCUCAAAUCUGGAGAAUCUAAAAAAUUUAGAUGUCUUGGACCUUCAUGGAAAUCAGAUUACCAAAAUUGAAAAUGUUAAUCAUUUGUGUGACUUGAGAGUUUUAAACCUGGCCAGGAACCUCUUGAGUCAUGUUGACAAUCUCAACGGUCUGGAUUCACUAACGGAACUUAACCUUCGACACAACCAGAUCACCUUUGUGAGAGAUGUGGAUAAUUUGCCCUGCCUCCAACGCCUCUUCCUCAGCUUCAACAAUAUAACUAGCUUUGAAAGUGUUUCCUGCCUUGCCGAGUCAACUUCCCUCUCGGACAUCACCUUUGAUGGCAACCCAAUAGCUCAAGAGUCAUGGUACAAACACACGGUCCUUCAGAAUAUGAUGCAGCUGCGCCAGCUAGACAUGAAGAGAAUCACGGAAGAAGAAAGACGUGUGGCAUCUGUUGUGGCCAAAAAAGAGGAGGAGAAGAAGAGGGAGAGUCACAAGCAGUCUUUGCUGAAGGAGAAGAAAAGGUUAACAAUUAACAACGUCGCUCGGAAGUGGGACCUGCAGCAACGAGUCGCCAAUAUCGCCAGCACUCAGGACAGGAAGGACUCUGAGUCUCCUCCUCAGCAAUCCUGUCAGAUCGAUGGAAGCACCAUCUCUGCAUUUCCAGAGGAAGCAGGGUCUCUAGAUGGAGGUCUCAGCAGUGCAUUACAAGGCUUGUCUGUCACAGAAACACACUUGGUGGAGAUAGAUGGAGAAACCCUUUCGCUGUACGGCUCAGGGGCACUGGAAUGCCUGGAUCGUAACUGGAGUGUUCAAACAGCUGGCAUGGUCACCACUGUCUCAUUCACGUUCAUCGAGUUUGAUGAGAUUGUCCAAGUACUUCCCAAACUGAAGAUGAAGUUUCCAAACUCUCUGCACCUUAAAUUCAGGGAGACCAACCUUGUCAUGCUGCAGCAGUUCAACGCCCUUGCGCAGCUUCGUCGGGUCGACCAGUUGACCAUCGAUCCUCAGGGAAACCCAGUGGUCAACUUUACACUCUGGAAAUACUAUGUGCUGUUUAGGCUCAGCCACUUCAGCAUGCAGAAAAUAAAUGGAACAGAGGUGACACAAAAUGACAUGAUAAUGGCUGAAAGGCUCUUUGGAAUCCUAGCACAUGUAGCAUCCUCCGAGCUGCCUCAGUACCGCAUGAUUUCAAUUCUGGGUGAUGCCAGGAAAAAGCAGUUCCGAUAUCUACUGGAAAGCAAAGGUAAAAAGCCUGGCAUCAUCUGUGAGGAGACUAAUGACAGCAAGAGGUUCUUGGGGGAAAACACGAACCGCGCUACCCUGAAUUACACCACCCGAGAAUUCUACCACGAGAAGCUGGAGGAGAUAAAGGACAAGAAGAAGUUCUGCAGGUUGUAUGUAGAAGACCUGGUGAAGGAAGCCACGGCCAUCAACAUGAAAAACGAGGCUCUGCAGAAGCUGUGGCCUCAGAUGUUCAUCGAGCUUGUCAGGGACGCUGUCAUUGAGGUCCGCAGCAAGGACUCCUACAUGAAGCUCUGCCUGCAGCAGGUCACUGACCAGAAAUAGGGACAGCUCCUGCUUCAGACUUGGGCAACCGGAGCUUGUUUACAGUUUGGCAAGAUGCAGGUUAGACAUGAAGAGACACCACCACUACCGCACAGUCUAGUCUAGAAAGAGUGGCAUCCAAGCCCCGCCCCCUGCACCGUGGAGAAGGAGGGAGGCAGGAGAGAGGGGGACUCUUUUCCAUGCAUGCUGACCACACAACCUUGGGAAACCAAGCAGCAGUUGGAGGAGGCCUGGCUGCUGGGUCAGAAAUGCUUCUUCAGCUCCCACUCUGACUGGUGUGCUUGCCCCAGUCCCAAGCACUCUGUGUGCUGAUGGGCUAACAUGAGAUGUCCCAAGCACGCUGUGUGCUGAUGAGUUAGCAUGAGAUGCCUCUACCAACCUCCAGCUGAGACUUUCUCUUUUUUUGCCUUUUUAUUUUAUGUCAUGAUUUCAAAGCCAAGCAUAUGUUCUUUUUUAUGAGUGAAGAAUAAAUACAUUAGUA